Anopheles marshallii is the source of this 3216-nucleotide messenger RNA. It is a transcript of the gene for, whose product is annotated as cGMP-dependent protein kinase, isozyme 2 forms cD5/T2. NCBI's taxonomy places the organism in Eukaryota, Metazoa, Arthropoda, Insecta, Diptera, Culicidae. Gene Ontology annotation, molecular function: cGMP-dependent protein kinase activity; ATP binding. The record is from RefSeq and is a predicted model, not a curated record. The transcript is spliced from 8 exons. Gene Ontology annotation, biological process: protein phosphorylation. Bases 1 to 3216 code for a protein of 1071 amino acids.
AUGAGGAUCAUACACCAUCCAGGGCGUGCGAUUGAUGCGAGUCUUUCGCUCGAACAGCGCAGUGCAAUGGGGGCCCUGUACGAGGCUAACUGGAACAAGGUACAGUCGAGCAUGAACUCGCUGAUCGAGAGUCACCAUGAGGCAAACUCCUACGAAACGGUAGAUCAUCCAACGUCCAGACCUGUAAACCUGGAAUCCUAUCGAACAUCGACCGUUACUGGGUCUUCUGAGGAUGAUGAAGGCCUCCCCGAUGAGGAGGAGCGUGAUUCGUUUCAGGAAGGCAAUGGUGUUCUCAAAGCACUCAAUGGAUACCGGCCAGCUACGAUAAGACGAGCCCGCCAACGACAAUACCCAGAAUGGGAUGAGUCAAAGGACCAGAAAGACUCCCUGGAUGAUCCAAACGCAACCAAAUAUCAUACCGUCCGAGGACGGAUGUUUGAAAAUACUCACAAACCUCGGCCAGCUUUGCGAGGCUCCAGUAUGGCUGAGUUCGAUGCAGGGCAUUACGCUAACUUACUUUCCACGGAAGAUCGUGUUCCGGCAGUUCCAGCGCGUAACUCAACCUUAAAGCGUUCCAAUACGGUUGCGGCACAAACUCCUGCUGCUCAGCAGAGAACUUUAGACCGACGGGAACUGUUCUUGCACCAACAGCAACAUCAAUACCAUCCUCCACCUGAGCACCAACCGAAAAAGGAACGCGUAAGGCAACAGGCACCUAUGGACGAGUACUCUGAUUAUCUGCAUCGUCCGGUCAGUCACUAUCCAGACCCGAUGGCGGGCCUCGAAAGCAAACUGAGAUCUAACGCGAUCUGUGAUAAUGGUACCGUUGGUGUACGGUAUCGUGAUAAGUCCAGCCCAGCCGACUAUCGUCGUGGUAGUGAUGACAGCGAGAGUAACCUAUCGAUCGGUGAUCGUAUGACGUCUUACCGUUCGGAUAACGAUCUCUGUUCCCAGAUCUACCGUGAAGGUAGCCGGAAUGGCUCAUUGGCUAGUAUUCCACGUGCAACAGCAACGCUCUCGCGCAAUCGAACUAUCAAGGGUCGUCCAAUUUUAGAAGAUAUUCCAGCCGAUUUAUUGCCACGGUUAGAACCGGAAAAACCUAAACGGUCCGGUAAAAAGGUCGGUUUCGGGAAGAUGCUUUACAAUACGAUUUCGGCUGGAACGAAAUUCCCGCGUACAUUGCUCAAGUCACACUUUGGAGCUGGUGUUCGGGAAGGUGGUGAGACAUCCGAGUACGAUAGUGCCACCGGAUAUCAGGAUUCGUCACUCUCAUCGAUGACAUCCUCUGCGUCUUCUUCCUCGUCCUCCUCGCCACCAUCCUCCUCUAAAUCGUCAUCCUUCAAAAAAUUGUUUGGUGUUGGUGGAACUAGUAGUGGCAGCAGAAGUACCAGCAAUAGUAGUACCACCAGCAAUAGUACCAGCUCUGCCACCGUGCAUCAACAGCGCCGUACGCAGUUUAGUGACGAUGGCGGUGGCGAAACGUUCAUUAUUUCCACACGCCACGGCCCAGUCGGUGGCAAGUUUCCCUCGCUGGUUCCGGUGCAUACGUACGCACGGAAGCGACGCACUGGAAAUUUGAUCGCCAACGAACCCAUCUACGGCAACGUGGAAGAGAUCUACGCCAAUCCCGACGAGGGUCGCGUUGAGGUGUCCCGUGAAGGCAAAUACCUGUCGACACUAUCCGGUGCUAAGGUCCUCGGUGAGCUAGCCAUCCUCUAUCACUGCCAACGAACAGCCACUAUCACAGCCGCCACCGACUGCAAACUCUGGGCUAUCGAGCGACAAUGCUUCCAGACGAUCAUGAUGCGAACCGGCCUGAUACGGCAGGCCGAGUACUCCGAUUUCCUCAAGAGUGUACCGAUCUUCAAGAACCUCCCGGAGGAUACGCUCUGCAAGAUAUCCGACGUGUUGGAGGAGUGUUACUACCAAAAAGGUGAUUACAUCAUACGCCAGGGUGCUCGUGGUGACACUUUCUUCAUCAUCUCCAAGGGUCAGGUGCGCGUAACGAUACGUCAACCGGACACGCAGGAGGAAAAGUUUAUCCGCACUCUUGGGAAGGGCGAUUUCUUCGGCGAAAAGGCUCUGCAAGGGGAUGAUCUGCGCACCGCAAACAUUAUCUGUGACUCGCCGGAAGGAGUUACCUGUUUGGUGAUCGACCGGGACACUUUCAAUCAGCUGAUCUCGAACUUGGAUGAAAUCCGAAACCGCUACAACGAUGAAGGAGUUAGCGAGCGUAAGAAAAUUUACGAAGAAUUCCGGGAGGUGAAGCUGUCGGAUCUGCGUGUAAUCUCCACGCUCGGAGUCGGUGGCUUUGGACGCGUGGAACUGGUUCAGCUUGCGCAAGACAAAUCACGAUCGUUCGCACUGAAGCAGAUGAAGAAGGCACAGAUAGUCGAGACACGCCAACAGCAGCACAUUAUGUCGGAGAAGGAAAUUAUGAGCGAGGCAAAUUGUGACUUCAUCGUGAAGCUGUACAAAACGUUCAAGGAUCGAAAGUACCUGUACAUGCUAAUGGAGAGCUGUCUCGGUGGUGAGCUUUGGACUAUUCUACGCGACCGUGGGCACUUUGACGACGGUACUACGCGCUUCUAUACGGCCUGUGUGGUCGAGGCCUUUGAUUAUCUGCACUCCCGCAACAUCAUUUAUCGCGAUCUGAAACCAGAGAACCUGCUCCUGGAUGUGUCCGGGUACGUGAAGCUGGUUGAUUUCGGAUUCGCCAAGAAGUUACAAUCAGGUCGAAAAACAUGGACAUUCUGUGGCACACCGGAGUAUGUUGCACCGGAAGUUAUUCUCAACCGAGGACAUGACAUCAGUGCGGACUACUGGUCACUUGGAGUGCUCAUGUUCGAGCUUUUGACCGGUACACCACCGUUUACCGGUGCAGAUCCGAUGCGCACGUACAACAUCAUCCUGAAGGGUAUCGAUGCAAUCGAAUUCCCGCGGAACAUCACCCGCAAUGCCAGUGCACUGAUUAAGAAACUAUGUCGAGACAAUCCAACCGAACGUCUCGGGUACCAACGAGGUGGCAUCAGUGAAAUCCAGAAACACAAGUGGUUCGACGGCUUCUACUGGGAAGGAUUGCGGAAUCGUUCAUUACCUCCGCCAAUCUUGCCGAAGGUGCAAAGCGUUGUCGAUACGGCCAACUUCGACGACUAUCCGGCUGAUCCCGACGGUCCACCACCGGACGAUCUGUCCGGCUGGGACGAUGAUUUCUAA